GUCCCGUGUCCCCCGAGCUCUGGGCACCCUUCCCCGCCCCGCCCGGUGCCCCCUCUCCAGGACGCCGCGGGGCCAUGGCUGCGGGACCCGAACUUUAAACUCUUCUCCCGGGCCGGAGCGGACGCGCCAAGCCGGGAAAGGUCAGCUCCGCCAUGGACUGUAGCUGCGUUUCGGACCUUCUCUUCGCCCCGCCUGCCCUGCCGGCUCUCUGGACCCCGGGGUUUGCCUUCCCGGAUUGGGCCUACAAGCCGGAGUCGUCCCCUGGCUCGAGGCAGAUCCAGCUGUGGCACUUUAUCCUGGAGCUGCUGCAGAAGGAGGAGUACCAGGGCGUCAUCGCCUGGCAGGGGGACUACGGGGAAUUCGUCAUCAAGGACCCCGAUGAGGUGGCCCGGCUCUGGGGCAUCCGCAAGUGCAAGCCCCACAUGAAUUACGACAAGCUGAGCCGGGCCCUGCGUUACUACUACAACAAGCGCAUUCUCCACAAGACCAAAGGGAAGAGAUUCACCUACAAGUUCAACUUCAGCAAAGUCGUGCUUGUCAAUUACCCUCUGUUGGAUGUGGCGGCCGCUGCCACUGGCUCUCCACUCUUGCUGACCCCUGGUCCCUUUGGGAGUGCCCCUGGCCCAGAUGCUCCUCCCCUCACCCCCGAGACUCUGCAGACCCUGUUUGCCACCCCACGCCUUGGAGAGCCAGGGGCCCGGACGCCCCUGUUCACCCCUGAGACGGACAAACUGCGCCUGGACAGUCCCUUCCCAUUCCUGGGCUCUGGUGCCUCUGGCUAUUCCAAGCCCCCAGGCCUGCUGGGUCCUUACAGCCGCGCCUUCCCGGAGUGCCCCUGGAACUUUAACCCAUACUUCACAGGCCCCUUCCCCAAGCUGCCCCCUUCUCUCUACACCCCCCACUUCUACCCCAAUCCUCUGGCCAAUUCCCUGGGCCACUUGCCCUCUGCAGGGGCUGGAGGGGGCCCCACAGCUACACCCCUGCUGGCUGCAACCGGGGAAAGCCUGAGCCCUGAGCGCCCCUCAGGCCUGGCAGCAGCCCCUCGCCUGGCACUGCCAGGGGCUGGGGGUGCAGAGCCCACCCUGGGCGGGAAGGACGACAGCGACUCGGAGCUGGAGAUCACCGACGUCAGCGCCUGCAGCUCCGACAGUGAGGGCGAUGAGGGCCUCCCAGUGGCCCCCAAGGCCAAGGUGGGCAAAGGAGGUACUGGCAGCUGAGCCAAUGUGGGGUGAUGAUUCCUGCCGAGGCGGGGACCAGGAGGGCCAUCUUCGGCGCCUCACCCAUUGUCUGCCCUCUGUGCCAGCCCAAGGGCUAAGCCCAGCCCUUGGCACCUGCCCAGGGCCUAGUGUCCUCCUUCCUCAGUCCAACUGGGGGGGGGGGGUGUUCCUCACCUUUCACUCCAUGGAAUGGGGAAGGUACUCAGUGAUCUCCAGCCACCUUCCCAGGCUCCAGUUUGAGGGGUCCCUGCCUGGCCCCACUCCCAAAGUGCAAUAUGGAGCUCAGCCUCCCCUGCCUGCCCCUGUUGCUGUGACCUGUGUGUUUGUGUGGCUGUGUUUGACCCCUGUGACGGCCCUAUCCUGGUACCCUCCUACACAGGCUCCACCUGGGGACAGGGAGCUCAGAGCAAUAAUCCCGCCCCCAGCCCCCACCCAGGAGGGGCCCCUCCCCACAGCCACUUCAAGAGUUUACUACAAAAAUAAAAGAACAGAAAGUGAGAUUGGGGUCCCCCAGUGUCUCAGAUGACUAGGGCUUCAGGAGUGGGUUGGGGAAGAGGGGGGCUCCUCAUAUCCAGUAUGUGUGUGUGGGAAGCUGCUGGGGAAGAACAGUUAAAACACAAGAAUGAAUGCACCAACAACUAAGAGACACAGAGCCCGUGUGGUCAGGCCCUGGAGGUCAACAGGAGGCGGCCACACACCCCAGUGAGCCCCACCCUGCCCUCACAUGCACAGACCUCUGCUUAGAUAAUAUAUAUUAAAAAAUAA
This is a messenger RNA of Cavia porcellus (domestic guinea pig), 1982 nucleotides long. It is a transcript of the gene Erfl, whose product is annotated as ETS repressor factor like. Gene Ontology annotation, molecular function: DNA-binding transcription factor activity, RNA polymerase II-specific; sequence-specific DNA binding. The coding region runs from base 153 to 1217 and encodes 354 amino acids. Gene Ontology annotation, biological process: regulation of transcription by RNA polymerase II; cell differentiation. The record is from RefSeq and is a predicted model, not a curated record. The transcript is spliced from 6 exons. Lineage: Eukaryota; Metazoa; Chordata; Mammalia; Rodentia; Caviidae. Gene Ontology annotation, cellular component: nucleus.